This is a messenger RNA of Saprolegnia parasitica CBS 223.65, 990 nucleotides long. RefSeq names its product TKL/DRK protein kinase. Bases 1 to 990 code for a protein of 329 amino acids. Gene Ontology annotation, biological process: protein phosphorylation. The record is from RefSeq and is a predicted model, not a curated record. The transcript is spliced from 4 exons. NCBI's taxonomy places the organism in Eukaryota, Oomycota, Saprolegniomycetes, Saprolegniales, Saprolegniaceae. Gene Ontology annotation, molecular function: protein tyrosine kinase activity; ATP binding.
AUGGGCAACUGCCUCAACAGCAAAUCGAUAGCGACCGACGCCGUCGUCGUGCCAACGCGCGUCAAGUCGAUUGCGCCACCGCCGACGCCGACGCCAACGACGGCGCGGGACCCGGCGUCGGUCCUCUUGGCGAAUGUCAACGUCGAGGACGCCACGAUACCCAUGUCGCAGCUCAAGGUCGACGGCCGCGCCGACGGCUACUCGAGCGCGCUCGCGCCGUGGGAUGCCGUAUACGACGGCACGUACAACGGCGCGCGCGUGCUCCUCAAGCAAAUGACGCGCCGCGCCGCGGCCAAGACGACGACCGACCGCCUCGUGUACAUUCUGCGGCUCAUGCUCGGUGUGCGGCACCCGAACAUUGUGCAGUUCUUUGGCGUGAGCUGGGACGGCGACGACUGCAUCUGCAUGGUCACGGAGCGCCUCGACGCCGGCGACCUCGCGUCCGUGGCUGCCAUGCCCGAGAUUGAUCUCUCGCCCAUCGCGAGCGUCGCCAUCUUGCUCGAUAUUGCGCGAGCGAUGGCGUAUUUGCACUGCCAGGAGCCCAAGAUCGUGCACCGGGAUUUGCGCGGCGCCAACAUUCACAUUGGGCAAGAUCUGCGGGCCAAGGUCGCCAACCUCGAAAGCAGCGUCGAGCUCGGGCCGACGCCAUUGACCGCGAUCGUCGGCACGCCCGUGUGGGUGGCCCCCGAGAUCAUGCGUGGCACCGCGUACGACGAGAAGGUCGACAUUUACAGCUUUGCGAUGGUCAUCGUCGAGCUCUUGAACCGCGAGGCGCCGUUCGCCAGUGUUCCGCGGGACGAGAAAGCGCAGCUGCUGCGCCAGGUUGCUUUUGAACACCGCCGCCCGACGAUUCGCAACGAAGCCGCGUGGCCGCCGAGCCUUUUGCAGCUCCUGCGUGCGUGCUGGGCGAGCGACCCGACGAUGCGCCCGUCUUUCGUGCGCAUCAUGGAUUGUCUCGAGAUGAUUCUCGCCGACCUCUGUGCGCGGUAA